CGCGGCGGCGGGGGCGGCAACAGCAACGGGCCAGGAGAAGGGUGGGCGCCGGCGCCGGCUUCCCGGAAGGAGCCUGGGCCUUUCCCGUGGCGGUGCUGGCGGUGGCGGGACUGGCGGCGGCGUCGCUCUCCUUGCUGGUGCUCGUGUUGGGCCUCUCCGGGGCUGCGCUCUCCCUGAUCGUGGCGGCGGCGGCCGCGGGAUCCUGGAUAGUGUCCUCGGGAUUAGGCGCCGGCGGCAAGGACCGGAGGGGGACCCCCUUGCUGACCCACCGCAUCUCCUUUGCCCCCAAGAGCAGCGAAAGGGUCCUGGCCAACGGGGGCCCCUCCAUGAGCUACUCCUCGCCCGGGCUGCUCGUGCCCGAAAGGAGGCGGGGGCAGGUUUACGGGGAUCACCUGAGUCCAUCAACUCGUUUUAUGCUGAGUCCUCGGCGUCGCUAUCCUAUCCAGCAAGCCCAAUAUGCUGCGUUGGGAACCCUGCCUUCAAUUUGCUGGGAUGAGUAUCGGCGGAAAAACAGGCUAUCCAUUCACCAUUCUAGCAUGGCCCACAGCCCUGUAACAGUGAAGAUUGCUCGGCCAGAAAGCAGCAUUGGCCGUUCUCCACUGUUGGAGCAGUUGGUUUCUCCUGCAGCUUUCUCUUCAGCAUCUAAUACUAUCCUGGAUCCAUGUGCAAAAGAAACUGUCUUGAAUGCUCUCAAAGAGAGCCGGAAGAGAGCUGUGGAGGAAGAAGAGGAGGACCAGAACUUUCCAAAUGGUCAGGAGAACAAGAAGAGGCGCCAUGAUAGUACUGGAAGUGGUCAUUCUGCAUUUGAGCCCUUGGUGGCCAAUGGAGCACCUGCAUCUCUUGUGCCCAAACCUGGCUCUCUGAAGCGAGGACUUGUUCCUUCCCACUGCCUAGAAGAUUGCUCCUCUAAGAGAUCGCGCACUUCUUCCCUCAGUUCUGUGAAUAGUCUGUCUGUGAGUGGUAUACCAAGCUCUAUCCGCAAUGCUAUUGCCAGCUCAUACAGCUCCACCAGAGGUCUCUCACAGCUAUGGAAGAGAACGGGACCAAGUUCCUCUACUCUUUCCAGCCCAGCAUCCUCUCGGUCUCAAACACCUGAAAGGCCUAACAAGAAAGCAAGAUAUCCCAGCUCCAACAUCAUUGAAGAAGAGCCUCAGAAAUCCAACUCGCAAAUGGCUGUGACAGCAGACAAAGAGGCACAGGAAGAGAAGAUUUCAGAAUCACCCUUGAAGAAUAAAUGCAACUAUGUGAGUUCACCAUCUUCCUCAGGAAGCAAUGGCAAGCGGAAGCGGAAGAUUCAGCUACUUUCAGCUCAUCAUGGAGAUAAUUUUGCCUUGCCUCCACCACCUCAGCUAGGCUAUACAGUCACCCCAGAAGACUUGGAUGCAGAGAAGAAAGCAACACUACAGUGGUUCAACAAAGUCUUAGAAGAAAACAUUGCUAAGACAGUUCCAGGGACUGCAGGGAGCCCUCAGCCGCCAGCUUUCUCUGCCUCACUGGAUUUGAGCUCCUCUGUGACAGUGACAUCCCCUAAGCCUCUGGCUCCCAACGUACCUGUUUCCCUCUCUACUGCUCCUCCUCCUCCAGGCACUUCCCUGCCCACUAGUAGCGCAGGCAAUUUGGUGACAGCUUCUUCUGAGCCGGGCCACACUCCAGCCAGGCCCUCGUCUGCUCCAAAGCCCAGCAUCCUCUUUGGGAUCCUCACCAGUCCUCCAGCUGACAAGCCCCCAGCUGCAACCACGCCAUCGUCUUCUGCGCCCUGCACAGUGCCUGUGUUCAAGCCAAUCUUUGGCAGCCCAGCAAAAAGUGAGAACUUUAGCUUCUCCACAAGUGGCACCACUGUGGUUUCUGCCACCGCGCAACCUGUGCCUUCUUUGGCACCUCCGGUUGCUCCCAGCGCCACAUUCAAACCCAUCUUUGGAUCACUGUCUACACCAGCAACUGCUGUCCUGCCUACAACCACUUCAUCGUCUCCCUUCACAUUCGGCCAGGCCCCUCAGCCAGCAGCAGCAUCUGGCCUCCCUGCCAUCAACGCCUCGAGCAGUUUAGGGCUCCCUGUUCACCCAGAGGCCCCCAUUACCACCUCGGUGUCACCUCCUGGAACAGCAAGCGUGACCUUUGUCUCCAUGAGUAAACCUGUGUUCAGUUUUGGGCCAGGCAUCCCAUCCUCUGCCACUGCCCCCAGCAACAGCAGCAGCAAUAGCACUCCUGCCACUGCUGUCUCCACGCUGGCAUCCCAGCCCUUGCUAUUUGGGGCUGCCCCCAAUGCCAGCACAGCUGCCAUGCCCCUUUUCCAGUUUGGCAAGCAAGCUGCCCCCACAGGCGCCACUGUCAAUCUCUUGGCACCCUCCAGCACCACUAACUCAGCACCCACUGUUACUGCCACCGCCGCCACCACAGCCAAUACUGGCUUUGGCAUUUUUAGCGGCGGCAGCAGCAGUUCCACGCAGGCUUCUUCAGCACCAUCGGCCACCACCCAACCUCCACUGACAUUUGGAUCUUGCACCUCUGCGUUCAGCAGCACCUUUGGGGCUGCCUCAAAACCACCCCCUCCCUACCCUGCGGUUACAAGCCAGCUGGCUUUUGAUUCAGGUGUCUCUGAGGGCCAGCAGGCAGCUCUCAAGCCUCCGGCAGCCGGGCCCCUGAACUUUGGGACUCCUUUCAGCUUCAGUGGCUCAGUAGCCCAACCUGCAGCCCAGCCAGCCUUUGGCAGCUCCACGCAGACCCCCUUUGGAGGGGCUGGCCCCAUGGCAUCCUUUGGAGCCAAAAGUACUUCCCAGCCGGCCUUUGGAGUCGCAUCGUCCAUCUUUUCUUUUGGGACAGCCACCACAUCCAGCACGCAGACUACAAGCAGCAGCACAGGGAGCUCUGUCUUUGGAGGUUCAGCCCCGGCUCCGUUCGCCUUUGGGGCAUCGAAUCCCGCCCCGGGCGUAGCAGGCAGCGCUUUUGGCGUUGGCGCCAGUGCUACAGGCACAGGAGUGCCCACGGUCGGAUUCGGUUUCGGCAGCGGGCAGAGCGGAGCUGCAGAGGGAGUGACACCCUUUGGAACUUCCUUGGCACAAAACCCUCUGGGUGCCCAGAACCAAAACUCUGCCUUUGCUUUCAGCAUCCCAAGUACACCUGAGAGCAAGCCAGCAUUCGGAGGAACUCCCACGCCUACAUUUGGGCAAAGUACACCUACCCCAGGAGGCGGCACAGUAGGGAGCUGCAACCUUUCCUUUGGAACACCCAUCACCCCCGCCUUUGGAGGAGGGACACCUACUGCUUUUGGGCCAGCAACAGCCACCUUCUCCAUUGGAGCAGGAUCCAAGACAGGAACUCGCCAACGGCUGCAGGCCCGGAGGCAGCACACUCGUAAAAAGUAACCGGGAGCAGCUUCCUGCCUGGACUUCAACUCCCAGUUGAUCUGCUGACGGAUCCUCCUCAUACUGUACUACCCAAGGAAGACUUAUUCAGCUGGACUGUCCUGGGAGUCUCUUUUCUAUAACAACCCCAGGAAGCUAUUCUGGAUCCAAGAGUGAUUUUUACUCCUUCAAAUGGGAUAGGAGACACUUAAGCCCUUUUUACUUGAACAGUCUAUGGCUGAGUCUGGAUGAAAAAUUUGUACAUAUCCUCUAUUUUCCCUUCUCCCUGUAGACCUCUCCCCUUAAUCUUCCCUUCUUUUCUCUGCUCUUAACUUCAUUCCUUUUUGGCUGCUUAGCGAAGGGAGGUAGGGUGUCGGGGAAAGUAUUUGGCUUGCAGCCAUAUAAACAUUUCUGAUUGAAACCAACUGUUAGCUCCCAUCCUCAGUUUCUUCGUUCUUUGGGAAGCCUUUUCCAGAGAAUCUUCAAGGGCUUCCUUGGAUCGAAAUUCACAUCAAAACACAGUCCCCAGUAAGACCCCUCUGUCCCAUUGGGAUAGCCACCCUGUCUUGCCAAAGCUUUUUGGCUUCGUGUGGUUUUAGCUCCGAGUUGGGAUGUUUAAUAAUCGUUAACAGCAGAGGUGUGGUUGGAUAGCAACAUGAAAUGGAGAAACGUCUUGAUGUCAGAGGUCCAGGGGGAAUCCAUGAGCGUUUGGUGAGGAAGACAGUGCCAUUCACCCCCUACAGCUUCUCAUUUAGGCAGCCUUUCCUUUCCCUCUGCCCUCCCCUCUCCUCCCCUUCAAAUGUCUGUGUUUUGCUCACAGUAUGUUUGUGUUCUUUUUUUAUUGCUCUGUGAAUUGAGUUUGGAGGAAGAAAUGAAUUGUGUGCGUGGCGGCAUGUUGGUAAUGCCGGACUUGUAAACAUUUUUCAGGGUACCUGUCUCCAACGGAGACGAACCCUGCCUAAUUGGGUGUGGACAGUCACUGCAUGGCUACGUGUGCUGAAUGAAGUGUGAAGACUUCGACUUUGGAAGGCUGGAAGCGCCAUUUUGAGUCGGGACCCCAGGCCUUCCGAGGAAGACCUGCCUCCCUGAUGUUUGGUGGCUCCGGGACCUUGUGAAAAGUUCUUGUUGUGUGCUGAGUCUUGGAGUAGGGAGGGAAAAGUGUUUCUAAGGUGGAGGAGUAAAAUCAUAAGCCCUGUGGGGCUCUGGCUGAAAUCUGAUUUUUUUUCCUUUUUUCCAACUUAAAAAGAGCUUGAGCCACAGCAGUCAGCCAUUGCGGGUAGACAAAGCAGCUCGGCAACAAAAACGGUUCUCCUCAGCCAGUUUUGUUCUUGGAAGUCAGGCCAGCUGCCAGCGGUGUGAAUGUGUGCGUGAGCCUGCCUAAUUCUAAAUUUAAAAAAAAAAAUAUUUAAACAUUUUUUAACAAAGUGAAACUUUAUUUUUAUAUUUAAGCUAAAUUGCCUUUAAAUUCCUUCAAGCUUGGUUCAUAGAGGUGUGAAAGUACAAAGUUGUUCAUUAGCAAUUUGCCUGUGUGCUGUUAGGAGACAACAGGGCUUAUAGGGACGGUGGGGAGGGGGGGGAACAUCUGCUUUCUUGCCACCACCCCCUUCGGGCUUCACAGGUCAGUGUUUCAUGUGUUUGUUGAAUAAUGUGAGUGUGGCUCCGUCUGUUCCAUAACGCUUGAGAGCUCUUGCACGUUUCAGUGGGGCUGGGAAAGUGAAUCUGGUAUCGGUGCUUGUCAUUUGGAAGGAAGGCAGAUGAUGUGUGGCUUGUAAAAGAAUGGCCACUUCAGUGAUUGCUUGGGACAGUGACUAACUUUGUUGGGGGAAAAGGGCCAUCUUCAAGAAUCCCAUCCAGUUGGUUGACUGGUUAACUAAUAUUCUUAAUAAUAACGGCUCAUAUUUCAUCUCUCCACGUAUGGCAGUGGAAGGGGCGGGUGGUUAGUCCUCUGCCAUGGGGUGGUGUUUGCUUAGUGCCCGGAGUCUGCAAUGAACCAGUCAUUUCUCCAGCUGGGAAGCAGCUGCCCCCCUCAACCAUCCCUAUAAAGGUAGAGCACCUUUUGUUACCGAGAUAUUGCUGUGUGUGAAUGAAAUGAAGUACGUAAAAAUAAAAAGAAUGGGCUGGCUUUUUUAAAAAGUUGCAAUGGAGACUUGGAUCAUUCCUGUCAAGGGUUUUAGUGUGACUGUGCAAUUUCUUUUCCUUGCUUAUGUUGAUUUAAAAUAAAACUGCUUGAGCCAGAAUGUUUUUUUACUCUGUUUUUUUGGCCAAAUAGCCUCCUGGAGUGGCUUGACAGAUCAAUAAAAGAUGCUAGUCUCUG
Thamnophis sirtalis is the source of this 5655-nucleotide messenger RNA. Lineage: Eukaryota; Metazoa; Chordata; Lepidosauria; Squamata; Natricidae. The record is from RefSeq and is a predicted model, not a curated record.